Aspergillus sclerotioniger CBS 115572 is the source of this 1056-nucleotide messenger RNA. Its product is annotated as phytanoyl-CoA dioxygenase family protein. Lineage: Eukaryota; Fungi; Ascomycota; Eurotiomycetes; Eurotiales; Aspergillaceae. The coding region runs from base 1 to 1056 and encodes 351 amino acids. The record is from RefSeq and is a predicted model, not a curated record. The transcript is spliced from 3 exons.
AUGACGACCAGCCUUUGUGAAUCCGAAUUGUUCACUUCCGCUCGUCUGGUAGCAGACAAUUACGUCUUGCCUCAAGAUGACCAAUACGGGAAUUACUAUCCCACGGAUCCCAGAAACCUCAGUCUCGAAUCCAAUUUUGGACCUAUGAUACCAGAUAACAUCGGAUACCUGCAGCCUACAUCGAAGAACACUCCGAUCGAAAUCAUGCGCGAGCGGUUCAACAGGGACGGCUACCUUUUCAUCAAGCACCUCCUUCCAAGGAACCAAGUCCUAGAAUGUAGAUGCAAGUACUUCUCCUACAUGGCGCCUUCUGGGCUGCUCAAAGAAGGGUCGGACCCAGUCGAUGGAACCUUUAGUGAAAAGGAUAGCCGCAAGUUCCUGCCACCAGGGAACCUCCGACCACUCUUCGGCCUCAAGAAUAAUUAUGAAUCGGAGAAGUAUCUGGACUUGAUGAUCAACGCGCACGAGGAACCGUUCUAUCUGCAUCUUUGUGGGAGCACAGAGCUGCGUGGGUUUAUUCAAAGGCUCACCGGAUGGGAAGACAUCACCAUGCUUCAACGGACUAUGCUUCGUGCCUUUGUUCCUGAUAGUGAGCUGACACCCGUUCACUUUGAUCAGAUGUAUCUUCGUGCAGGACCACCAACCAGCCUCACCGCGUGGGUCCCAAUCGGGGAUAUUUCGCUCAAGGGCAGCGGGUUGAUGUAUCUCGAGGGAUCUACGGAUAUUGGGCGGCAGACUGAGGCCGAGUUCACGCGCAAUGCAAUCAACCUAACGGAUGAGGAGCGUGUUUCGGCUUUCAAUAAGAAUAUGAGCGACGGGGGAUUCCUGAGUCGCGAUACCGUGGCAUAUGGAGAAUACGCUCAGCGUAAGUGGCUUAUUACGGAGUAUGAAGCCGGGGAUGUGAUCUUCCACGAUCCAUUCUUGGUGCAUGCCAGCUGCAAGAACAAGGACCCCGAAAGACGCAUCCGGUUGGCCACAGACCUGAGGUUUGUCGACUCCAAUAAGCCAUACGACAAGCGGUGGAUGAAGGUGUGGCGGCCUCUUGACGGUCUGUGA